AUGGCUAACCAACCGUUACAUUCCGCUAUCGUUCAUUGGCCGCUUGCCUUGAUCAUCUCCGCCCAUGGAUUCGACGCAUUGCAACUAGGCUUGCCAUUCAUCCCCAAAGAUAUUGUCAACUACCUUCCUACAACCACCGAGCUCUCCAUCAUUUCAUACUACAUCCUCUCUUUCGGUCUCUUGACUGGCCUCGCGGCUGUUGUUACUGGUAUCUACCAGGCCAGCCGCCUUGUGGCCAGACUAGGCGGUGUUUAUGAUGCGGAAAAGAAAGCCAUCAAGCCCAAGGUCAAGACACUGGUUGCCCACGCCGCUCUGAACGACAUUGUUCUCCUGUCCAGUGCCGCAUACUGGCGAACACGUCGGGAGGCAGGAGGUGCGGCGUCUGUGCCUGAUGCGACGAUGUUGGCAGUCGGCGUUGCCCUCGGUAGCAUCCAGUUGUUUGCUGCUGGCCUCGGUCGCAGCUUGGUGUACAGCGCUGGAGCUGGAAAGACAAAGAAGUCGCAAUGA
Penicillium waksmanii is the source of this 507-nucleotide messenger RNA. RefSeq lists its product as uncharacterized. The transcript is spliced from 2 exons. Bases 1 to 507 code for a protein of 168 amino acids. The record is from RefSeq and is a predicted model, not a curated record. NCBI's taxonomy places the organism in Eukaryota, Fungi, Ascomycota, Eurotiomycetes, Eurotiales, Aspergillaceae.